AUGGCUAGCAUAGAGUCAAAUUCAAGUGGUGAGAAAGUAAUGGACAUAGAUUCAAUUGACCGGGAAAAAGCUCACAGGUCAAAUCCAACUGGUGAAAAAGAAAUCGACAUAGAUUUAAUUGACCGGGAAAGAGCUCACAGUCGGAUCAGAUUCGCUGGUGAAAAUAAUGAAUAUGUAAUCAUAAAUGGACAGCAGAUUCGUCGUCAUGUUUUGGUAUGGUCAAAUCCUAAGUAUGAAUACGGAAACGGUGCUGCUGUCGGUCUAGCAUCGUUCGCUUUAAGUGCUGUUGUGCUUGGUCUUUACCUUGCUCAAGCAAAGGAUAUUAAAAUUCCAAAUGCAAUUGUAAGUCUUGCAUUCAGUUAUGCUGGUAUAGUAGAAUUCUUAGCUGGUGCUUGGGAAUUGGUAAAUGGAGACACAUUCACUGGAACGGUUUUCACUAGUUUUGCGGGGUUUUGGCUCUCAUUUGCAUCAAUUUAUAUACCAUCUUUUGGAAUCUUGGACGCUUAUGCAGAUGAACCAGAGCAAUUGGGAAAUGCAAUUGGUUUCUAUUUGAUAGGAUGGGGAAUUUUUUCUAUCAUGUUAACAUUUGUUGUAAUGAAAGCUACUUGGCCAUUGCUUGCCGUGUUUGUAUGCUUGGAUUUGACAUUUUUCCUUGUCGGUUUUGCCAAUAUAAAUGGAAGCACUAACCUUCAGAUAGCUGGAGGUGUUACAGUAACCAUUGCCGGAGUUUUGGCAUGGUAUAUUAUGUACUUUUUCAUGUGCAACAAAGGCAACACUUAUUUGAUUGCUCCAACGCUAGCACUUCCAGUUUUCCAUUCGAAAUAA
Messenger RNA from Hemisphaericaspora subhashii, 825 nucleotides. RefSeq names its product acetate uptake transporter family protein. Lineage: Eukaryota; Fungi; Ascomycota; Pichiomycetes; Serinales; Debaryomycetaceae. Gene Ontology annotation, cellular component: plasma membrane. Gene Ontology annotation, molecular function: acetate transmembrane transporter activity. The transcript has a single exon. The record is from RefSeq and is a predicted model, not a curated record. The coding region runs from base 1 to 825 and encodes 274 amino acids.